This is a messenger RNA of Spea bombifrons (plains spadefoot toad), 474 nucleotides long. RefSeq names its product histone H2B 1.1-like. Bases 74 to 454 code for a protein of 126 amino acids. The transcript has a single exon. Gene Ontology annotation, molecular function: structural constituent of chromatin; DNA binding; protein heterodimerization activity. Lineage: Eukaryota; Metazoa; Chordata; Amphibia; Anura; Pelobatidae. The record is from RefSeq and is a predicted model, not a curated record. Gene Ontology annotation, cellular component: nucleosome.
AGGGCCCAGCGCAGUAAGACUUCAGUAUUCCUCGCUUUCUCCUGCGUUGCGUGUUGAAAGAAAAACAGACGCGAUGCCUGAUCCAGCGAAAUCUGCGCCUGCUCCGAAAAAAGGCUCUAAGAAAGCUGUUACGAAGACUCAGAAAAAAGACGGGAAGAAGCGCAAGAAGAGCAGAAAGGAAAGCUACGCGAUCUAUGUGUACAAGGUACUGAAGCAGGUGCAUCCAGACACUGGCAUUUCCUCCAAGGCCAUGGGCAUCAUGAACUCGUUUGUCAAUGAUAUCUUUGAGCGCAUUGCCGGGGAAGCUUCACGCCUAGCCCAUUACAACAAGCGCUCCACUAUCACUUCUCGGGAGAUUCAGACUGCUGUACGCCUCCUCCUUCCUGGAGAGCUGGCCAAGCACGCUGUGUCAGAGGGCACCAAGGCUGUUACCAAGUACACCAGCGCCAAGUAAAGUUCUCUUUGUUCUCUCUU